Kogia breviceps (pygmy sperm whale) is the source of this 604-nucleotide messenger RNA. The record is from RefSeq and is a predicted model, not a curated record. NCBI's taxonomy places the organism in Eukaryota, Metazoa, Chordata, Mammalia, Artiodactyla, Physeteridae.
AUGGACCAGGAAGAGAAAGAGGAUGGGGGCUCGGCCUCCUGCGACAAGAAGGGGCAGGGCGGGCCCGGGGGUCGGGGGGGGGAAGCUAGCCGGCCAGGAGGGGAGCUGAGGGCUCCUCCAGCUGAGGGGCCGGCCGGACUGGGUGUGUCUGUCCCCCAGGCGGGCUCCCCAGACCAGGAGGGCUUCUUCAACCUGCUGAGCCACGUGCAGGGCGGCCGGAUGGAAGAGCAGCGCUGCUCACUGCAGGCGGGGCCGGGCCCAGCCUCCGAGGGCCGUGAGAGUGGGCAGGGAGACAGUGGCCCUGCACCCGAGAUGGACAGUCUCAUGGACAUGCUGGCCAGCACCCAGGGCCGCCGCCUGGAUGACCAGCGUGUGACAGUCAGCGCCCUGCCUGGCUUCCAGCCUGUGGGCCCCAAGGAUGGAGUGCAGAAACGAGCCGGGACUCUCAGCCCCCAACCCCUCCUCACCCCUCAGGACCCGACUGCACUCAGCUUCCGUCGAAACAGCAGCCCCCAGCCCCAGACACAAGCUCCCUGAGGGCCUGAGGCGUCCUGGGCCCCACCUGGCCCCCAAAAGCAGACAAUAAAACACUUCCACGAGCAAC